AUGAGUAGACGUAAAAGUUCAAUUAGUUCUUAAAAAGAUCAGAAGAAAGAUAAAAAAUAAGAUCAAGAAACUUAAGAAAUGGCAAUAAAAAAAAAAGUGAAAAUUGAGAAAAGAGUAGUAAUUAAAGUUCCAUUUGCUGAUAUUCUCUCAUCAGAUGACGAUUAAAAUGAAAUUAGUUAAAUACUAUAUGGAAUUAGAUCUAAAUUCAUUAAGGAUGUUCCUAAUCUUGACUCUCCAAUUCUAGUAGGAAGAAGUGAAACAAAAGAAGAUUCACAAUUAUUCUGA
Molecule: messenger RNA, 285 nt
Organism: Paramecium sonneborni
Lineage: Eukaryota; Ciliophora; Oligohymenophorea; Peniculida; Parameciidae
Source: the annotation of a GenBank genome assembly